Molecule: messenger RNA, 3414 nt
Organism: Caenorhabditis elegans
Lineage: Eukaryota; Metazoa; Nematoda; Chromadorea; Rhabditida; Rhabditidae
Gene: ints-6
Product: VWFA domain-containing protein
Exons: 16
Coding region: 386-2995 (869 amino acids)
Source: RefSeq, marked reviewed
UAAAAACGAAAUUUGAAAUAGGAAAUUGUUGGGAAAUUGCUAAAAUUUAAUUAUUAAAAGUUUUUAAAAAGACAGUUUUUUAGUCUAUGACAAAUACAAAUUGUUGCUGUGCUUUUUAAAGUUACAACCUAGAUACAUACGCUGGCUAUACUUAUUUUUGAGACAAGCGAUAUUAAAAAUUAGUUUCUUUGCAGUUUUUUUUGUACCUCAUUAUUGCGUAUAGAAAAUUAAGUGAUUUAGAUUUUAUAAAUUUUGGAUUUAAUUAUUCUCGAAAAUCAUAGUUCUUGCCAAUUUAAUUUCCCAGCAUUUCCCAGUUCAAAGACCCGAUAAAAAAUCUUUUCAGGAUCUAAACUGGCAAAUUCGAAUGAAAUAUCAAUAAUCAAAAAUGCCGUGUUUUUUCUUCAUUUUGGAUACAAGUGGAUCCAUGUCCACCCGUGCACAUCCACAAUUCUCCUUCUUCGAUUUGGCAAAGAAUUUUAUCGAAAAUUUUAUCAAGCAGCGGACAAAAGGUGACAAUCGAAUGAUGGUUGGAAGAGAAACAGACAAAUAUUUUCUAAUGACAACACAAGCAAGAUAUCCUAAAAAUGUUAAAGUAGCUUGUGAAAAACUUGGUGCAGUGGUUAUCGAGGAAAUAAAGAAACUUCAUCUUCCUUACGGGUCCUGUCAAUUACACCAUGCCAUUCUUGAAGCUUUCAAAGUUCUUCAUGUCAGUCGUGUUCAAACUGGAAUUGAUGGUGUCGGAAUAGGAAGACUUAUUUCAAAUACAGAACCGGUUACAAUGAUAUUAUUGACUGAUGGAAGUGGUGUUGCUGGAAUUCCAAUCGAUUUUCGACUUUUUUUUGAUCCACCGUUUCUUGGAUCGGAAAUGACGAGGGAUGCGUUUAGAUGGGAUCAAAAGUUUUAUACCGUGGUAUUUCGUAUUCCAUCCACUCCAUAUCGUCCAACAAUUUCCCAGCUAACAGCAAUUGACAUAGAUAUGCCUGUCAUUGAAAGGCUGUGCGCCAGGACAGGUGGACGAAGCUUCUCAAUUGUAUCACCUCGUCAAAUUCAGACUACAAUUGAUUAUCUUUUGGCGAUGGGUAAUCAAUACAAAAUUGGCGUUCGAUUCGAGUGUCUGCCAGCAAUACCUGCUCCAAUAACUUCCGAUGAAGUGAAUCUUGUCAAAAUGAAGUUUAAGAAAGUUAUCGAUAAAAGACCAGUCACAAACAUUAUUUCUCGUUUGAAUCCACAAGCACGCCCAGUAACAUGCCAUUGGCCAAUUCCAGAGAGUUUCUUUCCGAUGAGAACUAUGGAUCAACUUCCUCAACGUACAUCACAUCCAGUCAUUUUGUGUGCCCCAAUUGCACUUCCACUUCAUAUUCGUCCAGAACUUCCAGUUGAUAAAUUAGAAUUAGAACCUGGUGGUAUUAGUGAUAUCAUUAUGGAGAUAUUACAAGGUCGCAAAGAUAUGACAGUUUGGACAUACAUGGAAGGUUCAUCAAAUGGACCAACAGCUCCAUUUGGAUGUCUACGAAUGAAUACUCUUGGAACUGGUAUUACAUUAAUAUUAAUGCCAUUCAAUUUCCCAAUGCUCUAUUCACUUGUUGAAGAAAUCGUUAAAGAACCAUUUUUAAACAAGUCGCAAGUUUGGAGAUCAAAGCUGGAAUCAUACUUUCACACUGUUCCAUUCUACUACAAUACGCAAAUCCGUGUUUGUUUGGACAAGUUCGAUGUGAAAGUAGAUUAUUCGAGCUCAAUGAGCAUGUUUUAUCCAGGUCAACUACUGAGUAAUCUGAAUCGAUUUAAAGCAAAAGCAAGAGAAGAAUUAGAUCAAAUGGCUAUCGCCUCCAAGUUAAAUGAUUCAAAGACUCUGAAAAUAGUUAAUCCUUCUAUCCGAAUCGAACGAAUCACAUCCAGAUCUACCAUUAUUGGGUUAGGAAACAGUGAAGUUGAUAUUGAGGAUGAUAGUCUAGAAGGAUAUGAGUCUACUCCUAUUUAUGCAGGAGAUUUCAAGAUUCCACUUUACCCACCAUCUAUUACUGAUGCUCAGUUGGAUUCUGCUUACCGUACUCCUUACUCUUCACCUAUUGAAGAUCUUACCAGCAAGCUGAACAGAAUUCAAGCGAAUAUCGAAUUGAUGUUUGAUCCGAACAAGAUUACUCUCCUCGAUAUGGCUAAACUUGGAACAAAAGCAAGAUUCAACACACUUGAAGAGCUCCACAACAUGCCUCAAAAGCUCAUGGGAGAAUACGAGCCGUAUCAAGCUGCAAGAGUCAAGUACUACGGUCAACCGAUGCGUAAAAUUGAUGAAGAAAAGGAUCGUACUCAUGCAUUCGGAAAUCCAUACAAACUGAAAGGUUUGGGUGCUGGAAUCGAUGAGGUUAUGGAUAGUGCUGUAGUGGAUAACAAUUCCCCUUCGACUUCUGGCCAACCAAAACGAUUUGGUGGAGAAGGCCGUCAAGGUGGAGGACCUCCAAAACGAAGACGUGGACCACUUGGAAUCGACGCAUAUGAUCAGUACAGAAUACGUCGAUCGAUGCGCGGAUCAUCAGCUGGCUCAGAUAUUUCUGACAUAUCAUCAAGUUUGGGAACAUUUGAUCAAGAUUCAGAUAUGACAACUCCUGGAACAAGUGGAAUGAAUACUCCAAUUUCCGAAUUCGAUGAUCUACAAUUACAAGAAAUGGAUUCUGAUGAUCAAUUAAUGAAGAAUUUAGAUGAAGUUCAAGCUUUGAGGAAGAAAGAAGAAGCACAGGUUCAGCCAAAGAUAAAGAAACCUCCACCAGUUCCACCUGCAAGUAUUCUAUCCAGUCAGGAAAUUCUCACACGAAAAAUUAGAAUUGGGUCGAUUAUCAGAAAGCCAGCAAACCAUUGUGCGUUCGAAGAAAUAAUGACACUAGUAGCUGGAAUAACACAAGAAGCAUGUUCACAAUUGAUUAAAUAUGCCCUACGAGAAUCUCAACGAUUCAAAUUGAAACAACUCACUGAACGUCUCGAAAAUCGACUGAAAACUGUUUGAUUUUUUUUGUAAUUUUUUGAUGACGAAGCGAUGUUUUGGUGAUUUUUUGUGAUGUUAUGCAUCUUAAAUUGUUUUUUUAAUUAUUAUUUUUCCUUUGAGUAUUCCUAUUGAAAAUUAAAUCCCUCUGAAAUUUAACUGAAAACAUCUUGAUCGUUUUUUAACUUCUCUUUCUAGGUGCUCUUUCAAAACUUUUGUGAUUUUUGCCCCAUUAUCCAUUUCUUUCUUUUUUCAUCACCCCAGUUUGUUUUAUUCGAGGUUUUAUGUUCUUUUUUUAUUUAAAUUAAUUUAACAUUUUUAGUCAAAAUGAACACUUUGAACUUUAUAUAAAACACAAUAUCUGCAACUAACAAUGCGAUUUAGAAUUUAAUUACUUACCAGCAUAAUGAUUUAAAAAUUGUAAGUGGAAACAUUGAAAAUAA